AUGUUGUGGCUCCAACUGCUGUGCGGACUGCUUUUGCUAAACGGAGUGUGGAACAAACCUGCGGCCCAGAAGGAGGAUGAUGAUGAGGAAGACUGCGAAAUUAAUGCGCCGGACACCAUGCACGACUUCUGCUGCGAUUUACAUGACGAGCUCAGCCAGUUUGUGGAGUGCCAAAUAGAGUGGCACGAAAAGAUACAUUACACCACGGAUAAAGAGGAGCAAACCUACAUGUUUUGCACUGCCGAAUGCACCUUCAAUGGCACGGAAUUGCUGAAACCAAAUCGCAAGUCGCUCAAUCUGAAGCGGGUGCAGGCACAUCUGGAGAGCGAGCUUGCGGACGAUGCGGAUGAGGCACUGCUCUAUGAAACCUACGUGAAGUGCGACAAGCAUGCCACGUCGUUGCUCUCGCACAAGAGUGUGAAGUCACUGUCGAAGCGUUUGGAUGCCUAUGGCUGCCAUCCGUAUCCAGGUCUGGUUAUGGAGUGCGUCUCAAACGACAUGAUCUUGAACUGUCCACCUAAGCGGUUCCACGACACAGCCCAGUGUCGAGUGGCCCGUGACUAUCUACGCAAUUGCAUGACGCAUGUCAAGUACAAGCCAUAG
This is a messenger RNA of Scaptodrosophila lebanonensis, 603 nucleotides long. RefSeq lists its product as uncharacterized. The coding region runs from base 1 to 603 and encodes 200 amino acids. The transcript has 4 exons. NCBI's taxonomy places the organism in Eukaryota, Metazoa, Arthropoda, Insecta, Diptera, Drosophilidae. The record is from RefSeq and is a predicted model, not a curated record.